UUUGCAGGGUCAGUUCGUCGUCUGCUCCACGAUGGCGCGUGACGAUUUGAAAAGUGGUGGAAAUGGUGGUGACGAUGUCAAGGCCGAACGCGGCAUGGCGACGUUGUCGACCUUGAGAAUCGGGACGAAGGCAAUGGUUGAAAAGGAUGGCGAAAAACGAAAGGCUGAAAUUCUGUCUAUGCAAACGAGAAAAGGCCAUCCGACUUUUUAUGUUCACUAUCAGGACUUCAAUAAACGUCUGGAUGAAUGGGUACCCGCAGAACGAUUUGAUCUAUCACAAGAAGUCGAAUGGCCGAUACCUGAAAAGGCUGAAAAGUCGAAGCAAAAGACAGCUCAGUCAAAAUCCCAGACCACCAAGAACGAGAAUGCGAAGAAUACCAAAGUCGGUCAGAAACGUCCUCGAAGCGGCACUGCGACCCGGGACGCUUCGGAAGCGCCUUCGGACCUGGGAGCAAAGCUCAGCAUUCAACGUACGGGUGGUGGCAAGGAGAACCGAGACCCUAAUGUUGCAGUGCUGACCGAGGACGUGGAUGGUACACCGCAGCCAGAUGACGAGUCCGCUGUAGAUCUGGUUGACAUGCAGGAAGCUGCCGCUGCAGCGAAAGCCGUUCCCGAAACCGUACCAUAUUCUCGAGAAGAGGAGAUUGAAAAGCUGCGCACGGGAGGCAGUAUGACGCAGAACCAAACCGAGAUCAGUCGAGUGCGAAAUUUGGACAAACUACAGAUGGGAAUGCACGAGAUUGAGCCGUGGUAUUUCUCCCCAUAUCCAGCCGAGUUCACUGAUUGCGAUAUGGUCUACAUCUGCGAGUUCUGCCUAUCCUACUUUGGUAGUCAAUUUCAGUUCGGUCGCCACCGCAAGAAGUGUCAGCUCAAACAUCCGCCCGGGAACGAAAUCUAUCGGGAUGAUAACGUCUCCUUUUUCGAAAUCGACGGGCGCAGACAACGAACCUGGUGUCGCAAUCUCUGUCUGUUAUCCAAACUCUUCCUCGAUCAUAAGACAUUGUACUACGACGUGGAUCCUUUCCUCUUCUACUGCAUGACCACGCGCGACGAACAUGGUCACCAUCUCAUCGGUUACUUUUCCAAAGAAAAAGAAUCUGCAGAAGGCUACAAUGUCGCAUGUAUCCUAACCCUCCCACAAUGGCAACGAAAAGGCUACGGAGCUCUCCUCAUCCAAUUCUCCUACGAGCUCUCCAAAAUCGAAGCCAAACUCGGUUCUCCCGAAAAGCCGCUCUCCGAUCUCGGACUUCUAGGCUAUCGGGCCUACUGGCAAGAAGUCAUCGUCGACCUCUUACUCGAACGCGAAGCCGAAGCAGGCGGCUCCGGCGGCAUGGCCUCGAUCGAAGACAUUGGCAUGUCCCUUGCCAUGACCACCAACGACGUCUUGCAUACUUUGCAAAACUUGAACAUGCUGCGAUAUAUGAACAAGAACCAUGUCAUUGUACUCCCCGACAGCGUCUUGGCCGCGAGAGAUGCUCGAAAAGAAAAAGAAAAAAUCAAGGGAAAGAGAGUCAUUGAUCCUGAGAGAUUGAUUUGGAGACCUCCUGUGUUUACUGCUAGUGCGAGGACUUGGGCGUGGUAGAAAUGAACAAGUACGAAAGAGAAAAAAAAAGAAGAAUUGAAUCGGGUUUCUGGAUGUACGCGAUACGACCUUGGGGGGAAAAAGAAAAAGAAGAA
Molecule: messenger RNA, 1677 nt
Organism: Sphaerulina musiva SO2202
Lineage: Eukaryota; Fungi; Ascomycota; Dothideomycetes; Mycosphaerellales; Mycosphaerellaceae
Product: histone acetyltransferase
Exons: 3
Coding region: 32-1582 (516 amino acids)
Biological process (GO): regulation of DNA-templated transcription
Molecular function (GO): histone acetyltransferase activity
Source: RefSeq, a predicted model, not a curated record